CCUCAGGCUGCACCACCCAGGACAACAUGAAAAUGAAGUUGCCACUGAACGGAAGUCAGCAGUACUGCACCGGGUCCAGAUGAACGUAAACCAACAUGGAACCCCCAAGGCCAUGCUCUAGAGGGCCAACUCUGAACCUCCUUGAAAAUGAUGAGUUGGAGUUUGUCCGAACUGGCUAUGGGAAGGAUAUGGUAAAAGUUCUCCAUAUUCAGCGAGAUGGAAAAUAUCACAGCAUUAAAGAGGUGGCAACUUCAGUGCAACUUACUCUGAGUUCCAAAAAAGAUUACCUGCAUGGAGAUAAUUCAGAUAUCAUCCCUACAGACACCAUCAAGAACACAGUUCAUGUCUUGGCAAAGUUUAAGGGAAUCAAAAGCAUAGAAGCCUUUGGUGUGAAUAUUUGUGAGUAUUUUCUUUCUUCUUUUAACCAUGUAAUCCGAGCUCAAGUCUACGUGGAAGAAAUCCCUUGGAAGCGUCUUGAAAAGAAUGGAGUUAAGCAUGUCCAUGCAUUUAUUCACACUCCCACUGGAACACACUUCUGUGAAGUUGAACAACUGAGAAGUGGACCCCCGGUCAUUCAUUCUGGAAUCAAAGACCUCAAGGUCUUGAAAACAACACAGUCUGGAUUUGAAGGUUUCAUCAAGGACCAGUUCACCACUCUCCCUGAGGUGAAGGACCGAUGUUUUGCCACCCAAGUGUACUGCAAGUGGCGCUACCACCAGUGCAGGGAUGUGGACUUCGAGGCUACCUGGGACACCAUUCGGGACCUUGUCCUGGAGAAAUUUGCUGGGCCCUAUGACAAAGGCGAGUACUCGCCCUCUGUGCAGAAGACCCUCUAUGAUAUCCAGGUGCUCUCCCUGAGUCGAGUUCCUGAGAUAGAAGAUAUGGAAAUCAGCCUGCCAAACAUUCACUACUUCAAUAUAGACAUGUCCAAAAUGGGUCUGAUCAACAAGGAAGAGGUCUUGCUGCCAUUAGACAAUCCAUAUGGAAAAAUUACUGGUACAGUCAAGAGGAAGUUGUCUUCAAGACUGUGACAUUGUGGCCACCAAUAGGAGUCCACUCUCAGCUGAGGAAUUCCUUAAGUCAUUUGUGAUGCUGGAGAUGAUAGCAUGUAGCCAUGUAAAAUUUCACACUAGUAUAUUGAUUUAUCGUGUUCACUUUCCUCCAAUAUGAAACAAUUUAUUUCUUCUACACCUGGCUCAGCAAGGCAUUCUGUGGAUUACCUUAUUAGUAACUAUAACAUGCUUUAUGGCUAUAGUUUACUUUAAAAUGCUCAGCAGUAUUAGAACAGUUAUAAAUCAAUAUUUCUUUUUGGUUGUCUUAUGCCUUUG
This is a messenger RNA of Rhinopithecus roxellana (golden snub-nosed monkey), 1328 nucleotides long. RefSeq names its product uricase. Gene Ontology annotation, biological process: urate catabolic process; purine nucleobase catabolic process. Gene Ontology annotation, molecular function: urate oxidase activity. NCBI's taxonomy places the organism in Eukaryota, Metazoa, Chordata, Mammalia, Primates, Cercopithecidae. The transcript has 8 exons. The record is from RefSeq and is a predicted model, not a curated record. The coding region runs from base 96 to 1031 and encodes 311 amino acids. Gene Ontology annotation, cellular component: peroxisome.